AUGUUGGAGGAGCCGUUGGAUUUACAUUCCAACGUACGGGCGGUACGAGCCAAAAAUUUGGGCACUAUCCGGGAAGCGCACGGUACACCCUCAUGCCAGCUUGACAGUGACGAUCUUGGUUCCCAACGACUAUAUAAACAGGUGCCCGCUUUCUCAGCUUUCGUAUACUUUUAUCUAACGCAUUUCACUUCACAGAUCGGUUUUUUGGAAAUCAAAAGGUGCAAUCUAAGAGGAAAAAUGGUGAAGAUUUGCUGUAUUGGCGCUGGGUAUGUUGGGGGCCCCACCAUGGCUGUAAUAGCACUUAAAUGCCCUAAUAUUGAAGUUGUCGUUGUUGAUAUUUCUGUUCCUCGUAUCGAUGCCUGGAACAGCGAUCAGCUCCCCAUUUAUGAGCCAGGCCUUGAUGAUGUUGUGAAGCAGUGCAGGGGCAAGAACCUCUUCUUCAGCACAAAUGUGGAGAAACAUGUCGCUGAGGCUGAUAUUGUCUUUGUUUCAGUUAAUACUCCCACCAAGACUCGGGGUCUUGGAGCAGGUAAAGCUGCAGAUUUGACAUACUGGGAAAGUGCAGCUCGCAUGAUUGCUGACGUGUCAAAAUCUGACAAAAUUGUAGUCGAGAAGUCGACUGUUCCAGUCAAAACUGCUGAAGCAAUAGAAAAAAUUUUGACCCACAACAGUAAGGGAAUCAACUUUCAGAUUCUCUCUAAUCCAGAAUUUCUUGCCGAGGGAACUGCAAUUAAAGAUCUUUUCAACCCUGACAGAGUUCUCAUUGGAGGCAGGGAAACCCCAGAUGGUCUAAAGGCAGUUAAAGCACUGAAGGAUGUUUAUGCCCACUGGGUCCCUGAGGAUCGCAUUCUCACCACUAAUUUAUGGUCUGCAGAGCUCUCGAAGCUAGCAGCCAACGCAUUCUUGGCUCAAAGAAUCUCAUCAGUCAAUGCCAUGUCUGCUCUCUGUGAAGCUACUGGAGCUGAUGUCUCACAAGUGUCAUAUGCUGUUGGAACAGACACAAGAAUUGGUCCCAAGUUCCUUAAUUCUAGUGUUGGCUUUGGUGGAUCUUGUUUCCAGAAGGACAUUCUGAACUUGGUUUACAUUUGUGAGUGCAAUGGUCUUCCUGAAGUUGCAGAGUACUGGAAACAAGUGAUCAAGAUUAAUGACUAUCAGAAGAAUCGUUUUGUCAACCGUGUUGUUGCCUCUAUGUUCAACACAGUUGCUAACAAGAAAGUUGCUAUCCUUGGAUUUGCUUUCAAGAAGGAUACUGGUGAUACCAGAGAAACCCCUGCUAUUGAUGUCUGCAAGGGACUCUUGGGGGACAAGGCCCGCUUGAGCAUUUAUGAUCCUCAGGUUACUGAGGACCAGAUCCAGAGGGACCUUACCAUGAAGAAGUUUGAUUGGGAUCAUCCCCUUCAUCUUCAGCCGAUGAGCCCCACCACAGUGAAGCAAGUUAGUAUUGUUUGGGAUGCCUACGAGGCAACUAAGGAUGCACAUGCUGUUUGUAUUCUCACUGAGUGGGACGAGUUCAAAACUCUCGAUUUCCAGAAGAUGUAUGACAACAUGCAGAAACCAGCCUUCGUUUUUGAUGGACGGAACAUUAUCAAUCCGGCUAAGCUAAGGGAAAUUGGAUUUAUCGUGUACUCAAUUGGAAAGCCACUGGAUGCUUGGCUCAAGGACAUGCCUGCUGUUGCAUGA
Messenger RNA from Fraxinus pennsylvanica, 1680 nucleotides. Lineage: Eukaryota; Viridiplantae; Streptophyta; Magnoliopsida; Lamiales; Oleaceae. The record is from the annotation of a GenBank genome assembly.